AUGCUUGGGCGCCUUGCAGCGCUCGGUUGCAUAGCAGUUUUCGCACAUGCUGCGGUGCAUGUGCCCACGCGGGAGAUCGCCGCCGGCGUGCAGAUGCCGAUCAUCUCCAUAGGCGGGAGGAGGCCACUUCAAACGCGGGUGCGUUUCGUGACUAUGCGCAGAGGUAUCGGCGGGCUCGAGACUGCAAACGCAUCGGCCAUUGAGCUGGAAAAAGCAGGAAUCGACCGCAAGGACGUGUUCAUCACAACCAAGAUUCCUGGCUGUGACCUUGCCACAGCCAACAUUGAGUACGAUCUGAAGCAGCUGAAGACGGACUACAUCGACUUGCUUCUCAUCCACUACCCCUCGGGAGACUGUGCCAAGGCCCUGGGCUAA
Messenger RNA from Symbiodinium sp. CCMP2456, 375 nucleotides. The record is from the annotation of a GenBank genome assembly. Lineage: Eukaryota; Dinophyceae; Suessiales; Symbiodiniaceae.